AUUUAUUUUCUUUCAUCUGCUAUCCAAAGACAUGAGAGGAUAAAAGGUCGCAGCGUUUACUCCUUCAACAACAAAAGCACUGGCAAUUAAAUUCUCUCCAAUUGAAACCCUUAACCAAACCAUGAAACCCACCACCUAACUUUUUUUUUUUUUUUAAAGAAAUAUCUUUACUCGCAUGUCCUGUCUUUUUUUCAUUUUCAUGGCUUCCCACCUUCUUUUCUUUCUGCUUUAGAUCCUUCCCCUCGUUUUCAUGGCUUCUGGUUUUCUCUCCAUUUCUCUUUAAUUUAGACCCUUCCAUUUUUUAUUAUAUUUUCCUUUUCGUUUUCAUUUUCCAUUUUAUCUUUGCUAGUGCAGCAAGCUCAUGAUUUCACAUAUACUUUUUGUAUGUUUCUCUAUUCACCAAGAAUUUUAUAGCAGAAACAAGAAAGAUAGAAUCUUGCAACACUAUUGGCUGGAAGAGAAGGAGAAGAAAAUUUCUCUUCUUUCUUGAAUCUCUCAUCAUUUCUUUGCACCACUAUAGUCAUUCCCUUAAGCAAUAAAAAAGAACCAUCCCUGCGUUUGUUUGGAGUUACUUCAUUGAAAGGACUAUUGCAUUGGCUUUACUAGUUUCAAAUUAUGGCAACUAAGAUCAAAGGCAUCUAUAAUAAGGGCUUCAAGUACAUCACACAAAUCUUCGUGGUGAAGGAAAGAGAGAUGGAAAUUGGCUACCCAACAGAUGUGAAACAUGUGGCACAUAUAGGUUGGGAUGGUAAUUCUGGUGCUGCACCGAGUUGGAUGACUGAGUUCAAGACAGCUCCUGAAUUCUCAACAACAACAAUUGGCAAUGCAAGAGAUCCCAGUUCUGUUAAUUUCUCCCCAUGGUCCUCCCAAGAUUUUGAUCAGUCAACUGGAUACUUCAACAUUUCAUCUUCAGAUCUUACCAAGAAAUCAAAAAGAAAAAAGAAGACAAGAAACUCCUCCCCUUCUUCAUCUUCAAAUUCCUCUUCAAGAUCUUCAUUAGCAAUCAAGUCCAAGGCUGUAUUGUGAACUGGAGUCCAGACGUAACCUGUAAGUGUAAACAAUGGCUGCCAUUAGAAUAUGGAAAUCGUUACAAAGAAAAGAAUAACACUCUCAAUUAAUGUAAAAACUGCGAAGAAAUCACCUUUCUCUUCUUUAGAAUGCCAUGAGAGCAAGAACCGAAAUGUUAACUGUUGUAGAUGAAAGAAAGAAACUAGAAGAAGCAGAGAUUUGUUUUUCAAUGGCGACAUUGGCAUAGCUAAUGUUUUUUUUUUUUUUUUGGGUUUU
Messenger RNA from Jatropha curcas, 1284 nucleotides. Its product is annotated as CRIB domain-containing protein RIC10. NCBI's taxonomy places the organism in Eukaryota, Viridiplantae, Streptophyta, Magnoliopsida, Malpighiales, Euphorbiaceae. The record is from RefSeq and is a predicted model, not a curated record.